GGCGGCAGUGUACACGUAUAUCCAGCAACGGAAACGCGUUUCGCUGUCGGGGAGAUCGCGGGUGUGGAUGAUGCUCAGCUGCAGACAAAACCUACCGGACUUCCGCAACACUGGACUGGGCCCAGCGCGCGUUGGUAGGGACGCGCUCCCACCGUUGCCAGGCCUUGUGGCUGCGUGCGGAGUCUCGCGAGGAUCUUCGAUACUUCUCGCGAGACCGCCCAGCGGUUGCUGGGAGACAGCGCAGCCUCUGCGGAGUGUGAGCUUUUGUCGGCGGGUCGCGGCGGUCGCUGCGGGUCGGGUCGCCGGGAGCCAUGGCACCCAAAAAGAAAGGGAAGGGCAAAGGCACCCCGGUUGUGGACGGGUUGGCUCCGGAGGACAUGACCAAGGAGCAGGUGGAGGGGCACAUCGGCCGCAUCCGUGAGGAGCUGGACCGAGAGCGGGAGGAGCGCAACUACUUCCAGCUGGAGCGGGACAAGAUCCACACCUUCUGGGAGAUCACCCGAAGGCAGCUGGAGGAGAAGAAGGCUGAGCUGCGGAACAAAGACCGGGAGAUGGAGGAGGCCGAGGAGCGGCACCAGGUGGAGAUCAAGGUCUACAAGCAGAAGGUGAAGCACCUGCUGUAUGAGCAUCAGAACAACCUGACGGAGAUGAAGGCUGAGGGCACCGUGGCCAUGAAGCUGGCCCAGAAGGAGCACCGCACGCAGGAGGGCACGUUGCGCAAGGACAUGCGGGCCCUGAAGGUGGAGCUCAAGGAGCAGGAGCUGGCCAACGAGGUGGUGGUGAAGAACCUGCGGCUGAAACACACCGAGGAGAUCACCAAGCUGCGCAGCGACUUUGAGAGGCAAGUGCGAGAAAUUGAGGCCAAGUAUGACAAGAAGAUGAAGAUGCUCAGGGAUGAGCUCGACCUGCGGAGAAAGACGGAGACCCACGAAGUGGAGGAGAGGAAGAACGGGCAGAUCAGCGCGCUGAUGCAGCGGCACGAGGAGGCGUUCACGGACAUGAAGAACUACUACAACGACAUCACCCUCAACAACCUGGCCCUCAUCAACUCCCUCAAGGAGCAGAUGGAAGACAUGCGGAAGAAGGAGGAGCACCUCGAGAAGGAGAUGCUGGAGGUGUCUGCGCAGAACCGGCGCCUGGCGGAACCGCUGCAGAAGGCUCGGGAGGAGAUGAGUGAGAUGCAGAAGAAACUGGGCGACCACGAAAGGGACAAGCAGAUCCUGGUUUGCACAAAGGCACGUUUGAAAGUUUCAGAGAAAGAGCUCAAGAGCCUGCAGUGGGAGCACGAGGUGCUGGAGCAGCGGUUUAUCCAGGUGCAGCGGGAGCGGGAUGAGCUCUACAGCAAGUUCACGGCGGCCAUCCUGGAGGUGCAGCAGAAGACGGGCUUCAAGAACCUGCUCCUGGAGCGCAAGCUGCAGGCCCUCAGUGCUGCCAUGGAGAAGAAGGAGCUGCAGCUCAAUGAGGUGCUGACAGCCUCCAACCUGGAUCCUGCCACCCUGACCCUGUUGUCCCACAAGCUGGAGGACGUUCUGGAAUCGAAGAACAGCACCAUCAAGGACCUCCAGUACGAGCUGGCCCGGGUCUGCAAGGCCCACAGCGACCUGCUGCGCACCUACGAGGCGAAGCUCCUGGCCUUCGGGAUCCCUCUGGACAACGUGGGCUUCAAGCCCCUGGAGACGGCCGUGGUUGGGCAGACCCUGGGCCAGGGCCCGGCGGGACUUGUGAGCACCCCAACAUAGCCCCCACCCAGGACUUCUCCCUGCAUGACACCCCCUUUUACACCCACGGACAGCAGGUGUGUUUUUUUGAUUUGUUGGGUCAGCAAAUGAAGGCUUUCAUGUUU
Myotis daubentonii (Daubenton's bat) is the source of this 1843-nucleotide messenger RNA. It is a transcript of the gene DRC4, whose product is annotated as dynein regulatory complex subunit 4. NCBI's taxonomy places the organism in Eukaryota, Metazoa, Chordata, Mammalia, Chiroptera, Vespertilionidae. Gene Ontology annotation, molecular function: microtubule binding; small GTPase binding. Gene Ontology annotation, cellular component: microtubule; motile cilium; Golgi apparatus. The record is from RefSeq and is a predicted model, not a curated record. Gene Ontology annotation, biological process: flagellated sperm motility.